Molecule: messenger RNA, 1055 nt
Organism: Solanum verrucosum
Lineage: Eukaryota; Viridiplantae; Streptophyta; Magnoliopsida; Solanales; Solanaceae
Product: aldose reductase
Cellular component (GO): cytosol
Molecular function (GO): aldose reductase (NADPH) activity
Source: RefSeq, a predicted model, not a curated record
AGAUGGCUCAGAUGACAAUAGACCCACAAGGUGAGAAAAUUGAAUCUUUUGUACUGUUGAGUGGUCACAAGAUUCCUGCUAUUGGUUUGGGCACUUGGAGAGCUCAUAAUGCAAGGGAUUCUGUUUAUACUGCUAUUGUUGAGGCUGGCUACAGGCAUGUUGACACAGCGGCAGAGUAUGGAGUCCAAGAUGAGGUUGGUCAUGGAAUUAAGGCAGCUAUACAUGCAGGAGUAGAGAGAUCAGCCUUAUUUGUGACAUCUAAACUAUGGUAUUAUGCUUUAACUUAUUUUAAAUCUCUAGGAUUUUUUUAUACAUCCAACGUGCAAUUAAACGAAUUAGGAGAUAUUAUUGAUUGUUUUAGGUGUUGUGAUUUGUCACGUGAGAGAGUUCGACCUGCAUUGAUGAAGACACUCAAUGAAUUGCAACUGGGUUAUCUUGAUCUCUACCUGAUUCAUUGGCCCUUCCGUCUCAAGGACGGAGCUAGUAGACCUCCAAAAGCAGGGGAAGUGUCUGACUUCGAUUGGGAAGGGGUUUGGAGAGAAAUGGAGAAGUUAGUGAAAGAUAAACUCGUACGAGAUAUUGGAGUAUGUAAUUUCACUGUCAAGAAACUUAAAAAGCUUUUAGAUAUUGCACAGAUAAUGCCUUCUGUAUGCCAGAUGGAGAUGCACCCUGGAUGGAGAAAUGAAAAAAUGUUGGAAGCUUGCAAGAAAAAUAAUAUUCACGUCACAGCGUAUUCACCUUUGGGUUCGCGAGAAAUUGAUCUAAUUCAUCAUCCUGUAGUAGAGAGAGCAGCAGGAAAACUAAAUAAAACGCCGGGGCAGGUGCUAGUGAGGUGGGCUAUACAAAGAGGAACGAGUACAAUUCCGAAAUCAGAUCUCUCAGAAAGAAUAAAAGAGAACAUUAAAGUGUUUUCAUGGGAAAUUCCAGAGCUAGAUUUCCAAGCUAUUUGUGAUGUCCCAGAUCAGAUGCGAGUAUUAGAUGGAGAAGAAUUGUUUGUGAACACGAGUGAUGGGCCUUACAAGAGCGUAGCAGAUAUUUGGGACCACGAAAUCUAA